CUGCCGCCGCCUUCGGUGGACGCCCUGCCUGGGCGGAGCCCUAUAAGAAAGAGACACUGCGCGGGGUCCGGCUUCGGCUCCUUCGGCGGCGGCAGCAGCAGCAGCAGCAGGAAAACCACCAUGGCCGGAGCAGCCCCCGCGCGCAGCGCGCUGAUCGUCCUGGCGCACCCGGAGCGGAGCUCCUUCAACUUCGCCAUGCAGGAGGCGGCGGCCGAGGCGCUGCGCAAAGCCGGCUGGCGCGUCGCCCUCUCCGACCUCUACGCGCAGAAGUUCGACGCCGUCCUGUCCCGCGCCGAUGUCACUGGCGCCCCGAAGGACCCCGACCGCUUCAACUAUGUGGCGGAGGCCGGGCUGGCCUGGAAGGAAGGCCGCCUCCGCAGCGACAUCGUGGCCGAGCAGAAGAAGCUGGAGGCCGCCGACCUGGUCAUCUUCCAGUUUCCCGUCCAGUGGUUUGGGGUACCAGCCAUCCUGAAAGGGUGGUUUGAGCGGGUCCUCACUUCCGGCUUUGCCUACUCCUACAGUGCCAUGUAUGAGCAGGGGCCCUUCCAGAAAAAGAAGGCGCUGCUCUCCUUCACCACUGGUGGGAUGGGGUCCAUGUACACCCCUGAAGGCAUCAACGGAGACAUCAAUAUCCUCCUGUGGCCAAUACAGAGCGGCACCCUCCAUUUCUGCGGCUUCCAAGUCCUGGAGCCACAGAUUGCCUUCAGUAUCGGCCACACACCACCAGAUGCCCGCUCCCAAAUUUUGGAGGGAUGGAAAAAGAGACUGGCCACCAUCUGGGAGGAGAAGCCCCUCCGCUUUGUCCCAAACAGUAGCUUUGACAUGAGCUUUGCUGGGGGCUUUGUCCUGAAGAAGGAAGUCCAAGAGCAGCAGAAGGAGAAGAAAUACGGGUUGGCGGUGGGUCAGCACCUGGGCAAGCCCCUCCCGCCUGACAGCCAAGUCAAAGCCCAGCAGGCAUAGUCCCUCUGGGGCACUGCAGGCUUGGCUUGCGGGGGGGGGGGGGCCUUCCCUGGCCGGCUGCUCAGCAGGACUUGGCCCUCCUCCUUGGGGUUGGGUCACACACUACUGUCUCCCCUCCUUCUUGUGGGUCCUCCUCCAAGGACCCGGAUUCAGUGGAGUCUGGCUCAGCACGGGGCCUGUCUGCGCAAGGGGCAGUGCUGCUAGCCGUGCUCUCCGCUGAUGUCCCUCCUUGCCCCGGCUUUUCAGCACAACUCUCUCUGUCCUGUCGGGUCCUCCACUCUGGCAAGUUGGCCAGCAUUUGAGGCUAGUAGAAAAAGCAGAGGGCCACACUCCCAACCAUAUGUUGGUGUGGGGCAGGGCUGCUCCACUCUGGCCCUCUUGAAGCGGUUGGACUGCAACUCCCUUCAUCCCUCUUGCCUCGGGGGCUGGGGAUGAUGGGAGUUGUAGUCCCAACAGCAGCUGGAGGGCCACAGUUGGGCAGCCUUGCAGUGGGAUAAGCCCCAGCCUUAAGCCCUCUUACCUCAGUAACGGAAAAUGGGUAAGGAACCUCUUUCAUUCCACCUCGGAGAAAUCCGUGGGCUUUCAUGGGUUCUAAGGAACACACAAAAUAGAUGGGAAAGAAAAGGGUUUUAAAAAUACUGACUGUGGCAACUGUCUUGAUGCAAACAGCCGAAUUGGAAAUAAAGGCACUCAGAAGCACA
Molecule: messenger RNA, 1661 nt
Organism: Hemicordylus capensis (graceful crag lizard)
Lineage: Eukaryota; Metazoa; Chordata; Lepidosauria; Squamata; Cordylidae
Gene: NQO1
Product: NAD(P)H quinone dehydrogenase 1
Exons: 6
Coding region: 121-960 (279 amino acids)
Cellular component (GO): cytosol
Molecular function (GO): NAD(P)H dehydrogenase (quinone) activity
Source: RefSeq, a predicted model, not a curated record